AUGGACAUGUCAUAUUCCACUACAACAUCAGAUGGUCGCACAUGCUUUCCUGGAGAUGUGGCAGGAAAUCAUAUUCCCAGAAACAACGUACGUAGCUUCAAUGGUUGGCACCCAAGCAGCAAAAGACCCAAAGGCGCAGUUCCCAGAUCCUCGACGACAUCAUCGCUAAACACCAUAACCUAUGGACCCCAGAUCCCCCAACCGACCAAUCUCACCUGGGAGCACAACAGCGACGACAAACCCACCCGCCCAUACACGACCGCCAGCGACCUAUCCUGGCGCAACGCCAUCCUGGACGACGACAACUCGCAGCAAUACGGCACCAACGACGACGACGUCCGCUCGGCCGAGCUGGCGUCGCUACAAGAGAUUGUGGGCUGGCAGCGCGGCGAGAUGGAGGCGAUGAAGCGCGCCAUCGAGGACAUGCAGGGCCUGCUGGCCAGGCAGCGCCGAGAGGAGAGGGACCUGUCGUGGCAGCUGCACGAGCACAGGGCCGUCUCGCACGGGAGGGCCGCGCUCGUCCGCGACUGGAGGGAGCACGCCCGCGGCAUCUGCGUUGCGUACCGCAGCACCAUACGUCGCCAGGCGGCCGAGAUCUUGCUGCUCAAGGCGGAGAUUGCCAAGGGGGAUGGUCAGGCCAAGCGGCGGGAUUCGGCACCUCCCGACGAAUAUGAUGGGGACAGUCAUGGCAGGCUCUCCGAUGCUUGA
Molecule: messenger RNA, 708 nt
Organism: Pyricularia grisea
Lineage: Eukaryota; Fungi; Ascomycota; Sordariomycetes; Magnaporthales; Pyriculariaceae
Exons: 1
Coding region: 1-708 (235 amino acids)
Source: RefSeq, a predicted model, not a curated record